GUCACCGCCGCACCCUUCGCGCUCUCCCCCUGGCCCACCGCCCAGUGAGGGAAUGGGUUCUAUUUUGCCGCGCAAGCUACCCGCGAAGUAUAAAAAGUCCGCGCGCGCCGCACAGGACUGAUUUUUUUUGGCGCGCAUCCCAACCGCCGCCGCCGCCGCCGUUCCCCGCCCCCUGUCCACCUCUCCGCCGCGCGACGCCGCAACCCUAGCGGGCUUCUCCUCGCCUCCUGCCACCGCUCGGCCGCCGGAGAGUCCGGUUGCGGUAGGAUUGUGGGGCGUUGGACUGGUACUUUGAGGGGGAGGAAUGGAGGGAGUCGCCAAGCCGUCGAGCUCGGGGUCGGGUGUGACGGAUGGGGGCUCGGGAGGCGGCGCAGGCGCCGCUUCCAUGGAGGAGAGGUUCGCCGAUCUGUGCAAGAGUAAGCUAGGACUCGACGAGAGCACGAUGAGGCAGGCAAUGCAGCUUUUCAAGGAGACCAAGAACAUCAAGUCCAGCAUGUCUUCCUUGGGCGGUGGAUCGCCCGAGGAGGUCGAGAGGUUCUGGUCUGCAUGUGUUCUGUACUGUGUGUCAAGGCUUAGCAAAGCUGGGAUGUCGAAGGAAGAUGGUGUUGUCUCACUCUGCCAGAUCUUGAGGGCAUUCAAGCUGAACAUUGUCGAUUUUUUUAAGGAGAUGCCACAGUUUUGCAUAAAGGUUGCACACGUUAUGACUGGUCUGUAUGGCUCAGACUGGGAGAAGAGGCUUGAGUUGAAGGAACUGCAAGCGAAUGUUGUCCAUUUAAGCUUGCUAAGCAGGUACUACAAACGUGCAUACCAGGAGCUAUUUUUGUCAAAUGAUGCCAAGUCUUCAGAAAAUUCUUCAGAAGCAAACACCCAACAGGAUUCGGAGUAUUAUCGCUUUGGAUGGUUACUCUUUUUAGUUCUAAGAAUCCAAACAUUCAGCAGAUUCAAGGAUCUCGUGACAUCAACAAACGGACUGGUUUCUGUGUUGGCUGUACUUAUUAUUCACAUUCCUGCGCGUCUAAGGAACUUCAAUAUAAAGGAUUCAUCCUACUUUGGUAAGAAGUCUGAUAGGGGAGUCAACUUUAUUGCUUCUCUUUGUGAAAAAUAUCAUACCUCGGAAGAUGAGUUGAGCAAAGCACUGGAGAAGACAAACAAUCUCAUAAUGGAUAUUCUGAAAAUGAAACCAUGCUCAGCUGCUUCAGAAUGUCAACAGGGUAAUUUGUCUUUUAUUGAUCCAGAAGGCUUGACUGUUUUUAAGGAUUUGCUUCAGGAAGGCUCGAUGAAAUCAAGUCUGCUAGUCCUGGAAAAAGAAUAUGAGAAUGCAAUUAACACAAAAGGAGAGCUAGAUGAGCGCAUGUUUGCUAAUGAUGAGGACAGUUUGCUUGGCAGUGGAAGUCUAUCAGGAGGUGCCAUUAAUUUACCAGGCGCAAAGAGAAAGUAUGAUGUUAUGGCCUCACCUGCAAAGUCAAUAACAAGCCCAAGUCCAAUGUCUCCUCCACGUUUUUGUUUAUCACCAAAUGGAAAUAGCUUUUGCAACUCAAAGAUGGCUCCUAUCACUCCAGUGAGCACAGCCAUGACAACUGCCAAGUGGCUUCGGAGUACAAUAUCUCCCCUUCCUUCAAAACCUUCUGGGGAACUUUUGCGCUUCUUCUCAGCAUGUGAUAAGGAUCUCACAGAUGAUAUUACACACAGAGCUGGCAUUAUACUUGGGGCCAUAUUCACAAGCAGUUCUUUUGGUGAACGCAUAAGUACCAAUGUCCGAAGCACAAACAGAAUGGAUGCUAUCUGGACAGAGCAAAGAAAAAUGGAAGCCCUUAAGCUAUAUUACAGGGUUCUGGAAUUGAUGUGUAGAUCAGAGUCACAAAUCUUGAGCGGGAACAAUCUUACAUCACUUCUGUCUAAUGAGCGAUUUCAUCGAUGUAUGAUCGCCUGUUCUGCUGAGUUGGUUCUUGCAACUCACAAGACUGUCACUAUGAUGUUCCCAGCUGUGUUAGAGAAAACUGGCAUAACAGCUUUUGACUUGAGUAAAGUCAUAGAGGGUUUUGUUAGGCAUGAAGACACACUUCCAAGAGAGUUGAAGCGUCAUCUGAAUUCACUUGAGGAACGACUUCUUGAAAGCAUGGCAUGGGAGAAAGGCUCAUCAAUGUACAAUUCCUUAAUUGUUGCUAGGCCAGCACUGUCUGCAGAAAUAAACCGAUUAGGUUUACUGGCUGAGCCAAUGCCAUCACUUGAUGCUAUUGCAGCGCAUCAUAAUAUCUCAUUGGGGAGUCUGCCACCUCUCCCCUUUCAAAAGCUGGAACGUAUUCCAGAUAAAGAUGAAGUCAGAUCUCCCAAAAGAGCAUGCACUGAGAGGAGAAAUGUGCUUGUGGACAACAAUUCAUUUAGAUCACCAAUCAAGGAUAUCCUUAAAUCGAAGUUACCACCUCCUCUUCAAUCAGCUUUUGCAAGUCCAACAAGACCUAAUCCUGCAGCAGGAGGCGAAACAUGCGCAGAGACCGGAAUAGGUGUGUUCUUUAGCAAGAUAGCAAAACUCGCUGCCAUUAGAAUCAGAAGUCUCUGUGAAAGAUUGCAACUUUCUCAGCAAGUUCUGGAGCGAGUGUAUUCCCUUGUCCAACAAAUCCUUAGCCAACAAACUGCUCUUUUUUUCAAUAGGCACAUUGACCAGAUCAUAUUGUGCAGCAUAUAUGGAGUUUCGAAGAUAUCUCAAUUGGAACUUUCGUUCAAGGAGAUUAUUUUUGGCUAUAGGAAACAACCUCAAUGCAAGCCACAGGUUUUCCGUAGUGUUUAUGUUCAUUGGCCCCCAAGAAGCCGCAAUGGGAAAACUGGAGAGGACCAUGUCGAUAUUAUCACUUUCUACAAUGAAGUAUUUAUUCCUUCUGUCAAGCCUUUGUUGGUGGAGGUAGGACCUGGUGCUAGUCCAAACAAGAAAGACAAGGAAAAAAGUUCUGUUGAUGGUCAAUUUCCAGAAUCUCCUCGGCUAGCUCGGUUUCCAAACCUUCCUGCUAUGUCUCCAAAGAAAGUUUCUGCUACUCGCAACGUAUACGUCUCACCGCUAAGAUCAUCGAAGAUGGAUACUUUGCUUUCCCCAAGCUCCAAGAGCUACUAUGCAUGUGUUGGUGAGAGCACUUAUGCGUUUCAGAGCCCCUCUAAGGAUCUGAAGGCUAUCAAUAACCGCCUAAGCAGUGGGAAGAAAGUUAGCGGAAGACUGAACUUCGAUGUUGUCAGCGAUCUGGUUGUCGCCAGUAGCCUCAGCAACGAUCAAAAUGCCAGGCCUGCAGCUAUGGAAGUAGUUCCCGUCAAGACGCCAGUGAAAUGCGAGCCGUCUGAUUCUUAGUUGCUUCUGCGACUCUACAUCAUCAAUCCAACACAACCUGUGCUUAAUCAUUAGGUGUCAAAUUGAUCUCAAGUUAGAUAUUUAGAAGCCCUUUGUUUCUGUGUUUCUUGGCACGGGAAACUCUGUGAGCAGCUCUCCCUGCUGUGAAAUAUAAGAAAGGCUGCCCUGAGAGCUCCCUCUAACCUGCCUCACUCUACUUUGUAGUCCUUUGUAAGAGCUAGUACCAUAGUGAUGUAACUUGAUAAGUUUUACAGUUUUGUAAAUGAAAGCUGUUGUCAAUACCGGCACAGUUGCGGAUUGCU
Messenger RNA from Phragmites australis (common reed), 3633 nucleotides. Its product is annotated as retinoblastoma-related protein 3-like. The coding region runs from base 305 to 3331 and encodes 1008 amino acids. The record is from RefSeq and is a predicted model, not a curated record. Gene Ontology annotation, molecular function: RNA polymerase II transcription regulatory region sequence-specific DNA binding. The transcript has 18 exons. Gene Ontology annotation, biological process: regulation of transcription by RNA polymerase II; cell differentiation; negative regulation of G1/S transition of mitotic cell cycle. Gene Ontology annotation, cellular component: nucleus; chromatin; transcription regulator complex. NCBI's taxonomy places the organism in Eukaryota, Viridiplantae, Streptophyta, Magnoliopsida, Poales, Poaceae.